Messenger RNA from Misgurnus anguillicaudatus (oriental weatherfish), 7195 nucleotides. It is a transcript of the gene pcnx2, whose product is annotated as pecanex 2. Lineage: Eukaryota; Metazoa; Chordata; Actinopteri; Cypriniformes; Cobitidae. Gene Ontology annotation, cellular component: membrane. The record is from RefSeq and is a predicted model, not a curated record.
AACUUAAUUUGCUAAAAUUGUAUUGAAAAAAAAUCUGAAACCAAAUUCUCCAUAUGGCAUUCUUUUGUGUUCAAGAGAAGAAAAAAAACUCGCACAGGUUUAGAACAACGAGGGCAAGUAAAUGCUGACAGAAUUUUCAUUUAUUUGGGUGAUAUGAUCUCUUUAACGACCAGAAAGCCAUAAGAGUGGCAGGUGCCACGAUAAUGUUAUGCCAUACCGAUAAAAGUUAGAAUUCCCUUGCUUUUCAAUGGUUUACAUUCUUGUGUUUUGACAAAUUGCAUAGGGUGGGGGCGCGUGACUCAGUGAGUAGAGCGCAUCAUCAUGAAUCAGUCCAUCCUCCUCUCCGUUCAUUGUGAAGCAUGCUGCUGUGCACCUUUCACCGCAAAAAUCCGCUUAUUUUAUGUUAGCAAAUAGGGAGCUAAGGCGUGGACGAUGAAAAAGAAAAGUAAACGACUUUGAGGAACGAUGUAGACCCCACAUCUGUGAAUAUGUAAUUGCGCGUAGAGAGGAAGCGAAUGGAGGACGGUAGUGAUGUGGAUUCGCGUUGCAGCAUGACAUAUUUGUAGCAAACAUGGGCUCUCAGGUUGUGCAAACGUUACGCCAAGGGAUCUGGGCUUCACUGACCGGCGGAUGGUAUCAUGAUCCAGAGCAGAAUAAAUUCAACAAUUCAUGUCACCUCUAUUUAUGGAUGUUUUUGCUCAUGCUUCCAUUAUCUCUUCAUUUGGCUCUUCCACCCACUACUGCUACCCUCAGUAUCUACUGCACCUCAGUCACAUUUUUCUUCAUCGUCAUUAAGAUGGUGAAUUAUCGUCUUCAUCAGAUGUUCGAUCACGGUGACUUUGUUGCCCAAAACAGUGUGCCUGACAUCAGCAAAGUUGUAGACAAAAAAAGCAACGCGUCUGAUUCCUGUCUUCCAUCUUUGAGGAAGAGCAGCACAGUUCCUGACAGUGUUGCCACAUCAGUAAUGACCAAAACCAGACCAAGCCCAAUAAUACAGGUCACAGUAAAACAGACUGAAACAGAUCCUGGACUGAUAGGAGAGUGUCCAAAAUCUGAGGAAUUGAAGAGCGCAGAUGGCCAGGGUGAUGAAAGAUCUAAAACAGGGGCUGAGGAAAGACUUUCACCUGAGGAUGUAUUCAGUCCCAGCACUGACCAGUCAGCUCCACUUCUGCAAGGAGAGCAGAUUCCAACAGCCAACAAAGACAAAGCUGAUGAUAAUCAAAACCCCACAGUUAAUGAGGAAGACAAUAUAGAGGAGAAAGAGAAACCCCUUACUGACCCCAACAACAAUCAUACCUCUCUUCAAAUCACACCAGAAACUGAUGAUAGAGAAAAGUCAGAGGAGAAUUAUUGCUCAGAUGAAAUUGCUGUGGUGCUGGUUGACAACUCAAGUCCUUCUGCGCACCUGGAUGAGAGCGAUACGGUGAAAAUCGUCAUCACGAUGAGCUGUGACCCGCAGACGGCAGCAGAGCUGGAGGAGUCGGUCAAACUCAGCAUCUUAGAGUCGGCUCAGUCCCACCAGGGAGAGUCGGACUGUCCCAUCAAAGUUCCUGUCGUCACAUUUGAUUCGCCUCACGAAACAGAGGAAGCCUCUGCUGAAGAUGAUAAAGAAGAGGUAGCAGUUGCAGGAGACAAAUCCGUUCAGGAGCAGUCAGAACAUCAAGACAGCCUCCUUGCCAAAGAGCCAACAAGUUCUGAUUCGGCCCAGGAGUGCAAAGAAAUAGAGAGCAAUGGCAAUGAGGUGCCCAAUCUGAGCCCACUGCUGACAAACAACAGCUCUUCAGGCAUUGAUGUGAACUCUCACCGUGAUGAAAACGACCCUCCUGAGCUCAAGCUCGAUGCUGAUGGGUUCCUGCAAAUACCAUCAGCGUAUAUGAGGUGUACACAGGGUGGAAGAACACAUGGUAGGGGACUCAGCAUUGACAGUGGACGAGAUGCGGUUCUCAUUAGCCACAAAUCCAAAGACAAGCCCUGCACAAUGACCACUUCUAAAUCAGACCUAGAAGCCAAGGAGGGCCAGAUACCCAAUGAGUCCAACUUCAUUGAGUUUGUUUCUUUGCUGGAGUCUAUCAGCAGCACCAGAUCUGGAGGAGGAAAUCAGGUUGAGGAGGAGAAGGAAGAGAAAAAUGAGCAAAGCAAGUUGACAGAGAAGACAUCAGAGAUUUCAGAGUCCACAGGACAACCAGAACACCCAAAUCCUCCUAACAGUCUGGCUACAGAUACAGUGAAAGCCAUCCCAGAAACUCGCAUUCCCAUCGUCUCACCAGAAAGUCCACAGACGGAUAAGGAGAGGGACCCAGACUAUGAUUCUUUGCCUUCACAAACAUCUCAGUCAGAGAGUUCAAUGCUACAGGUCAUCUGUAGACCGGAGGCUACGUCCAAAGAGGAAGCAUACACAUUCCACACUGUUCACAGAGAGAGACCUCGGAAACUGUACAAUGAACGCGCUCUCAACUUACCGCUUGGUGCCGAGCUCAUUACCGGCAACAUAUGUGAUCUCCUUUCUACGUCUUCUAACUCUGAGUGCCAGGAUGGGGUAGUGGGAGGCCCCGCCGACUGCCCAUUCCAGCGCCGUAUCCUUCCAACUCGCCGUCUCCGCCCCAGGAGAACUCAUCCGGAAAUCUUCCAGGAGGAGGAUUCUUUGGAUGACUCUUCGGAGACUUCAACCCAGGAGAAACCCUCGAGAAAGCUCUACUACAAGCUGAAGGUUUUUCCUGGGAAAUGGGUGAACAUAUUGUACGAUCGUUUAACCUUGUUGGCAUUGUUAGACAGGAACAAGAAUAUGACUGAGAACAUGGUGGCUGUAUUCUUAGCGUUCCUGGUGGCUUUUCUGGGGUUUGUGCUUCUGAAUGAGGGCUGCUUUAAAGACAUCUGGGUCUUUCAGUUCUGUCUGGUUAUUGCUAGCUGUCAGUAUUCCUUGCUGAAGAGCGUUCAACCGGAUGCAGCAUCACCUACCCAUGGGCAUAAUCAAAUUGUCGUCUACAGUCGUGCUGCAUAUUUCUGUAUGUUCUGUGGCCUUAUUUGGACUUUGGAGAUAGUGUUGAGAACGCCAGACCUCCCUGUGUCCACUAUCUAUGGCGUCACUAUAGUAACAUCAGAUUUCCUCCAGUAUUUGCAAGACAUUUUAGUCGGGUUCACAUACUGCUUUCCUGUAGUGUUUCUUCUUGGUCUCCUUCCCCAAAUCAACACUUUCGUUAUAUACUUUUUCGAACAAAUUGACAUGCACUUUUUUGGAGGCACAGCUGCCACUGGACUCCCAUCAGCAGUUUACUGCAUCGUACGGAGUGUUAUAGCGUUAUCUUUACUCUAUGGAUUCUGUCUUGGUGCUUUAAAGGAGCCUUGGGACGAGCAGCAUAUUCCAGCACUUUUCUCUGGCUUCUGUGCUCUGCUGGUGGUCCUGUCCUAUCAUCUCAGUCGACAAAGCAGCGAUCCAUCAGUGUUAUUCUCAUUGAUUAAGUCCAAGCUGAUGCCAUCUCUUGUACAUGAUGAGGAGGAGGAAGAUGAGAUGGAGAACACAGACCCUCUUCCAGAGAAACUCAAAAACUCUGUGAAGGAGAUUUUGCUGUCAGACCUUAUCGUCUGUAUUCUUGCCUCAGUUUUGACCUUUGCAGUUACUGCCAGCACCGUUUUCCUGUCUCUAAGGCCAUUUGUGUCCAUAGUGCUGUACGCUUUAGCGGCCACGGUGGGCUUUGUCACCCACUAUGUCAUCCCUCAGUUACGAAAACAUCAUCCAUGGCUGUGGAUCUCUCAUCCUGUGCUGAAGAGUAAAGAGUACUCGCAGUUUGAACCUAGAGAGGAUGCUCAUCUGAUGUGGUUUGAGCGGCUCUAUGUUGGGCUGUUGACUUUUGAGAAGUAUGUUAUCUACCCUGCCAUCAUCCUCAGUGCCCUUACCAAUGAUGGCUUCACCCUCAGCCAUCGGAAGAAACUAGGAAUACACUGUGAUGUCUUGUUGAUGACAGUUGCUGGGAUGAAGCUCCUUCGUGCCUCCUUCUGCAAUCCCAGCUACCAGUUCCUCACGCUCAUCUUCACCAUCGUCUUCUUUGAGUUUGACUGCAGCAGUGCCUCCGAAACCUUCCUGCUCAACUUCUUCAUUAUGUCCAUCAUCUUCAGCAAGCUUUGGGAUCUUCUUCACAAGCUGCACUUCGUUUUGGUGUAUAUCGCCCCAUGGCAAAUAGCUUGGGGUAGUGCAUUUCAUGCAUUUGCACAACCCUUCGCUGUACCUCACUCUGCCAUGCUCCUGCUUCAGACCUUCAUUACUACAAUCUUCUACACACCCCUCAGCCCUUUUCUCGGGAGUGCCAUAUUUAUCACCUCUUAUCCACGGCCUGUAAAGUAUUGGGAGAGAAACUACAACACCAAACGAAUCGACAAUUCAAACAGUCGUCUGGUGUCGCAGGUUGACAAAGAGACUGGCUGUGAUGACAACAACCUCAACUCGAUCUUCUACGAGUAUUUGACGCGUUCCCUGCAGCAUUCCUUAUGUGGAGAUCUGAUGUUGGGCCGCUGGGGAAACUACUGUGCUGGCGAUUGCUUCAUCCUAGCUUCCGACUACCUUAAUGCACUUGUUCACCUCAUUGAGGUCGGCAACGGUCUGGUAACCUUCCAGCUGCGAGGCCUGGAGUUCAGGGGCACGUACUGUCAGCAGCGAGAGGUGGAGGCGAUCACAGAGGGGGUUGAGGAGGAUGAUUCGUGUUGCUGCUGUGAGGCGGGUCAUUUACCUCAUCUGCUGUCCUGCAAUGCUGCCUUCAAUCUGCGCUGGCUGGCCUGGGAAGUUACCACCACUAAAUACCUGCUGGAGGGCUACAGCAUCAGUGAGAACAACGCUGCCACCAUGCUGCAGGUUUAUGACUUGCGCAAGCUGCUCGUCACUUAUUACCUUAAGAGUAUCAUCUACUAUCUGGUGAUCAACCCAAAGAUGCGGAUAUGGGUUAAAGAUGAAUCCAUGCAGGAAGCCCUGCUGUCCUACAGUAAAUGGCAUCACAUUGAGAAGGACCCAGCUGUGUUCAGCAUGAAGAUUGAUGAAGACUAUGUCCAUUGUCUGCAGGGUGUCACAAGAGCCAGCUAUUGUAAUGUCUACCUGGAGUGGAUUCAGUAUUGUGCCAACAAACUAGAAGAGCCAGCGGACAGCGAUGAAGAUUCUGCAUUGGUCACUCUGUGUUUCGCUUUAUCUGUGCUUGGCCGAAGGUCACUCAGUACAGCAGCACAUAACAGAUCUAACAGUUUGGAUUCAUUCCUCUAUGGCUUCAACUCGCUUUUCAAAGGUGACUUCCGCAUCGCCGCCAAAGAUGAAUGGGUGUUUGCUGAUAUGGACCUGCUGCAGACGGUGGUCGCGCCUGCGGUCAGAAUGAGUCUGAAACUUCACCAGGACCACUUCACAAGCCUGGAGGAGACGGAAGAGCCUGCCGUGCUGUACGAAGCCAUCAGCACCUACAGAAGCAGUCUGGUGAUCUGUCACGAGAGCGACCCUGCCUGGCGCAGAGCGGUACUGUCCAGCCGAGACACACUGCUAACGCUGCGUCACAUGGUGGAUGAAGUACAAGAAGAGUACAAGAUCAUCAUGCUGUACAAACGCCAUCUCAGCUUCAAAGUUAUAAAGAUCAAUAAAGAGUGUGUGCGAGGGCUGUGGGCCGGCCAGCAGCAGGAGCUCGUCUUCCUCCGCAACCGCAACCCUGAGCGCGGAAGCAUCCAGAACUCGAAGCAGGCUUUGCGAAACAUGAUCAACUCCUCGUGCGAUCAGCCUCUGGGUUACCCCAUGUAUGUGUCACCGCUCACCACUUCCUACAUGGGAACUCAUAAGCAGAUAAGAAACAUAUGGGGCGGCCCUCUCAGUUUGGAGGGCAUUCGCACAUGGCUCCACUCCAGGUGGUUUCGGGUGAGAAAGGACAACCUCACCAGCUGUAACAGCGGCAUGAACAUGGAGGAUGUGGAUUGUGCCGGAUCUUCGUACAGUCAGACUCAUAACUCUGCCACCUCCCAGAGUUUAAGCAUGCAUCACGGCCGUCCACGUAGCUCGCACUCCAGACACCACGGAGCCCACCGGGAGUAUCGCAGUCGCUCAGUGCAACCUCAGGGCCAGCGGCCCCCUGUCACAAGUCGAUCAGGCCCCAUCCUAGACAGUCACGGCUCUGGCACUGGCGGACCUGGACUGGCGCACCGUCUCUCUAAUAGCCAGCUGUCCUUCAACACAUCCUCCAUAGCUUCUGUGUUUUCCCAGGUGCCUCGUCUCUCCACAACAGGGCCUUUGGCUUCAGCCGCAGGUCACCAUCGCUCCGGCCAAGUGUCUUCAUCCAGCUCCACCCUGAGUUUGCUCUUCGGCAAAAGGAGCUUUUCCAGUGGAUUGGUCAUAUCGGGCCUCUCUGCAGCCGAGGGUGGAAACACAAGCGACACGCAGUCCUCCAGCUCCGUCAACAUCGCCCUGGGCCCAUCCUGUCGCUCGGCUAGUCGUGCGACGCAGUGGACAUCAGAGGCUUAUGAGAGCAUAGACGCCUCCUUAACCAUCGCCUCAGGGCUGAAGGGCCACAGCACCGAUAAGAGCCAAGAAGACUCAGUCUCGGUCUUCCACGAGGCACCGGAGCAGAAAACCAUAUGAGACUACGAUCACCAAAUGCCUCAGUCCAGCAUGUUGAAACUCCUGACAGUAUUGUACAUUACAGUCUUUUUGUAAAUGAAAACAUCUGCCAUGUGUAGAAUUGUAAGUAUCCUAUUUAAGGGAAUGGAACUGCUCUUCCAGACAAAAUAGUAAAAAAAUAAAGAAGAGGGACAAAAGUGAUUGUAUUUAUGGCUAAAUACAUAAGGGUGAUUCUCGCGAAAUUAGACUUGAGGUGUCGUGAAAGUAAAUGCAAAGUAAAAGUAUUAAAAUAAGAAGCAUACAGUUACAAACAUCAUGUACUAUUUUGCACAUGUUUUCAAAUGACAUCAUACAAACCAAUUUAGUUGUUUUUUCCACAUUUAAGGGGAACAUUUUAAUUACCGCAAUGUGUCCAUGACUGGAUUUGGGUUCUUUGGCAUGGAAAUAUUUAUAAUUAAAAAAUCUAAAAAAUAAAAGGCUUCAGUGUAUGUUAUACUAUGAACAUUUACAGUAAAGAAACACGUGGUAUUUGGUGAUCAUUGGUAAAUGUAGAGACAAUAAUAAGGAAUAUAAAUGUGUCCAAGAAAAAUUUUCUCACCCUCCGCAACAAUUUUAAUCAUUGUUUAA